Molecule: messenger RNA, 1542 nt
Organism: Paramecium tetraurelia
Lineage: Eukaryota; Ciliophora; Oligohymenophorea; Peniculida; Parameciidae
Exons: 5
Source: RefSeq, a predicted model, not a curated record
AUGAAAAAGGAGGAUGCUCUAAUAGUUUUGAAGAAAUAUACUAAAUAGGAGGAUUGUCUAUUUUGUUAGAAAUAUGGAAGAGUAACAACAGAUAAGAUUAAUUUUGCACCUCUUCUCAAUCGAGCUUUGUACACGAAAUAUUCUUAAUCUUAAUGGAAUGGAAAAAAAUAUGAAGAUUUAUUUUCUACGAAGCCAGUAUCAUGGGUCAUUCAAUUCAAGGAUCAAUUAACAUUUGAAGAUCUUGAUGAAUUUCUCAAAAGGUUUUAUCCGAAGAGCGAUCAUUAAUCUAAAUUUGAUUAAUUGUUAGAAUACUACAAGUAUCACAAGGAUGUUCCUAGGAUGUUUUUAACAAGGGUUUCUGAUUUGGCAAUCUAUUUUUACGAGAAGAAGAACACUUUAGAUAGAUAGAGUAUAGAAAGAUAAAAUUCAUGUUGGGCAUUCCUGUUGAAGAUGCUAGUAAUUGUACCUGUAAUCAUAUAGAAAUAAUUAGAAUAUGAGAAAUUGAAAGAAGAUAUCAAAGUAUUAAAUAGCAUAACUCAGCAGACUUAAGUUUCUAGUCUUUCCCUAUUAAGAGAAAUCUUGAAAUCUAAGGCCAGCGAUGAAAUAAUUAAUAUCGAUGCCACAUGGAUGACUAUGAAUUAGUAACAGCAGUAAAAGUGUUAACAUCCCCCUAAUUUAAAAUUGCUUAAAUAACUAAUCUCCAAAAAUACUCAAUAUUACAAAGACAAAUAAAAUAUUUAUGUUGCUGGAAUAAGUAAGAAGGCCAUUCAAAAUUCACCUUAACAAAAAGGGCAUCUCAAGACUUUAAGUAAAGAGACAUCCCAAAAAUCCUUACUUUCCUCCAAUAAAAUAAUUAACAAUAGUAAUGGAGAUACAGACUUAUAGAAAUUCUUAAAGCAACAGAUUUUAGGUUUCAAUCAUGCAAAUCCAUGUAUAUCUAGUUCAAAAUAAUCAUCAGCUAAAGCAAAUCACAUAUCCAAUUAUUAAUCUAAACAAAAUAGCAUUCAUUACAUUACUAGCACUCGAAGUAUAUCUUCAGAGUAAUUAAAAUUAAUACAAUCUUAAUAACCAUUGAAACAAAGCAAUAGUCCUAAUUUAGUUAUUCCAUCACACAAGAAGAGCUAGACAUAAACUCAUUACACUGAAAUAAAUUCACCUAAUAAGCAUUAGAAAUAAGCCUCUAUCAAAAUGCAUACAAAUAUGGGAUAGGAUCUUAAAUAAUAAUUAACUCACACAAAAUCUCCUGAAAAACUUUUUAAAAUAUAUACUACCCAAUCUUCUGUACCUUUAUCAGCAAACAUUAAUAUCAAUAUUAAUCAACUUAAUAUGAACAAUUUAAAUCUUAAGACUCCCUUUUAACAAUACAAAGCCAUGCUUGACAGUCCCAAAAUGAAUACUAAAUAAAAAACACAAUCUAACUUUGAAACUCAACGGAUUACUAGUGCUCAAAAGAGUUCGAGUUCUUAGAAAAAAACCUAAAUCUCCGUUUAAUAGUUAUAUGUCUAAAAAAUCAAAACUAAAAAUAAAACUAUGAAAAAAUGA